CUCACGCGGACCCUGCCCACGCUGGGUGAACAAUGGGUCCUGGCGCCACGCCCCCAACUCGAACCCUGACUGGGGGGCCGCGUGAGCCGACGACACCGGGCUCCGCCCCAUCCUGCUGCUGGGCUUCAGGCCGGGAACUACCUCUCCCAGCGUGCCCGGGCCGGGAGGGGGCGUGCCCGCCGCUCCAUCCCGGAUCCCCCCUCUCUCGGCUGGCGGGGCGGUGCAGGCUGGGGAAGAGGGCACCAGGCGGAGCUAUGGCGGAGCUGAGAGUGUUUCCCCUCUCCUGCGUUGUGCAGAAAUAUGCCUGGGGGAAGAUUGGCCUGGACAGCGAAGUGGCCAAGCUGCUGGCUAGCAGUGAUCCACUGGCACAGAUUGAUCCAGACAAGCCAUAUGCUGAGCUCUGGAUGGGAACCCACCCUAGAGGCGACGCUGUUAUUCUGGAUAAUCGAAUUCCCCAGAAGACCUUAGGACAAUGGAUAGCAGAUAAUCCUGGAUGCCUGGGAUCCAAGGUCAAGGAGACCUUCCAGGGCCAGUUGCCUUUCCUAUUCAAAGUGCUGUCGGUUAACACAGCCCUGUCCAUCCAGGCCCAUCCUAACAAGGAGCUGGCGGGGAAGCUUCACGCCCAGUUUCCCGAGCACUAUCCAGAUGCCAAUCACAAGCCAGAGAUGGCCAUUGCACUGACCCCCUUCCAGGGCAUGUGCGGCUUCCGGCCCGUGGAGGAAAUUGUGGCCUUUCUCCAGAAGGUCCCCGAGUUCCGGGCGCUGAUUGGCAACGUGGCAGCGGAGCAGCUGGAGCGCAGUGUGUGCAAUGACCCCCGAGGCGUGUCUGCCGCGCUGCGGAUCUGCUUCACCAGGAUGAUGAAGAGUGAAAAGAAGGUCUUUGUGGACCAGCUGAAUAUGCUGGUGAAGAGGAUUUCCCAGGAAGUUGCUGCGGGGAAGGACACCUCGGGGAGCAGCGGGAAGCUGCUGCUGCAGCUCCACUCACAGUUCCCGGGAGACAUCGGCUGCUUUGCCAUUUACUUCCUGAACCUGGUGAUGCUGCAGCCAGGGGAGUCUAUGUUCCUGGGAGCCAACGAGCCUCAUGCCUAUCUCUAUGGAGACUGCAUCGAAUGCAUGGCAUGCUCCGACAACACUGUGCGAGCAGGCCUGACGCCCAAAUUCAUUGACGUGCUCACCCUGUGUGAAAUGCUGAACUACACCCCAGCACCCAGCAGCUCCAAGGUCUUUGCCCCCACGCAGAGCCGCUUGGAUCCCUGUGUCUACCUCUACGACCCGCCUGUGCCAGACUUCACUGUCAUGAAAAUAGAGAUUCCCUCCUCUAUUAAGCUGUACCUCAUCUCAGCCAUCGACUCUGCCAGUAUCCUGCUGGUGAUCCAAGGCACGGCCGUGGGCACCUCCACCGCUGCCAUUUCUGAAAUGACCCUGCGCCGGGGCUCAGUGCUCUUCAUCUCUGCCAACGAGAGUGUCUCCCUGCACCUGUCCUCCCUGGAUGGAAUGCUGCUCUUCCGAGCCUGCUGCCUCCUCUAGCCUGGGACACUUGGCACCUACCCUGCUGUGACUCCACUUAGAAUAGAUAGAAACUGGCCUGUGCAAACUAGACUUGCACAUGAUGGGUUAGCCUGAAACUUGCCCACAUACCACUGUGUCCAAACCUAAAGCAGCAGGGUCCCAAUCUGUAGAAGCAGCAACUCCAACUCCCAUCCCCUGCCUUGCCUCUCUUCAACUCCCAGCAUUAAAUGAAGUGCUGGGAGGAAGAGUCCAUUACCUUCCCCCCUCCCAUUAUGUAACACUGUAGAGGCAGCUGCUCUCAUGUCUGCUCCAAGUGGAUACGGAGAGUAGUAGGUGAGUUUCUCUGACAUAGUGCAUCCUGUAGUGCCAGCAGAGCAUUACCUGCACUGUGACAUCUGGUCCUUUUUGGUCUCAAGUGGGCCAUGGAGUUGUAGCUGGAAGGGGGUGGGGGGACGUGGCUGGGAUUUGUAUGAUGGUAAGAUGCAUGUAUACUAUUAAAAUAGCUCCGAAAGGGACUCCUCCCACAACGGGAAAGCACAGUACUGCAAGGGAAUGCUGGUGAGUUCCUGCUCAACGGAUGCUGUGCCCACCUGUCCGGGGGGAAGCUAUAGAAUAAGAUUGUUCUGUUGUUGCAGGAAGCUCUGAGUGCUUUUUCUCCUAGCUCGUCAAUUUCCAUCCCUAGUGAUGCAGUUUCAAGCCCCGUGAACGGUUAGCAGUGGAGCCCUUACCCUAUUAGAUGGGAGUAGGAUAUUCCCCAGCCAUAAGCAGAUCCCUGUGCUGUGCAGGGGAGAGAUGCUCAAAUGAACUCCGUUGAAAGGUUCCAUCUCAAGUGGCCUUGAUCAUCUUGCUGUCUCUUAUGGACACGUAUUUGAAAUAGGUGCUAGGUGUAAUGGAGAACUCAUGUGGCUCUCACCCCAAUCUGUCCAAAGCAUUUCCUGCAGCAGCUAGGCUGACAAUUGGGAUUGAAUCUGUGGCUUGUCAAAGUCUCCUCUGUGCCUGCCACAUGCUAGCAUUAUUGACUCAUUUUCAUGAACAGCAAGUGCAGCCAUAAACCCAUCAGCUAGCAAACCCUCUCUCCCUUAUGCCCACUUUACUGAGCCCCCUGAUCUUUGGCCUAAAGUCCUAGUUUGGAGAUGGGUAUUAGACACUCUGUAGCUACUCUUCCAAAGGCUACAGCACCUGCCCCAUCCAGUUGUUUCUGGGGAUGAUAGUUAUUCCAUUGUGUGUAUGUGCAAAUUAGACAUUUCUCCUAUGGGUAGAGUGUGGAGGAGAGUCAGGGGUGGAGUAAGGCUGAUAGAGGGCCGGACGUGACCAAAUGUGUUUUUGGCAAUUAGAGAAGGGGUUGGGGGGGUGCAAUUCUGAGCUGUACUGGAUCAGCCAGACUCUUCAUUUGUGCCUUUCUCCACCACUGACAACAGAAUUGCCUUGGGCUUAAACUUCCUAUCUUCAUAACAACAAAAGGAGAGGGGGCUGGGAGACUCCUCCCCUCCAAAUUCUGCCCCAGCAAGGCAAAUUCCUUAAAGCAAGACAGCAGAGGGGGUGAACUGUGCAGACUGAUAAGGGCCUAUCCUGCUCUGAAGCAGGCAUCUCAGACUAGUUGGAUGCAGAGGCUGUGGGGGCUAGGAAUUAAGAGCAAUGGUCAGCAUCAGAACUCCUGAGUUUUAUUCCUGCUUCUGCCUCGCUGUAGGAUUGUCAGCAAGUCAUUUAACUUCUGUACCUCCAUCCCCUACCCUGUAAAAUGAGACUAACUGAUCUACCUCACCAGGGUGUUGAGGCUGCACGGAUGAAUGUUUGAAGUGCUUGGAGCUCCUUGGCUGGAACGUGCUAUAUGAGUAAAGUAUUAUCCUUGCCCGUCACGGGGAAACAGUCUUAGCUGUCCCCCCUCCUCUCAGCCAGACUAAUCCCCACUAGCUCUGCUGCACUGGAACUGUGUUUAGAUUGCUGGAGCUAGUGCUGAAGGGGGAAGCUUGAAGGGUGGUUAGUUCAGUUUGCUGAACCCAACAGGUUGCUCUUGUUAGAUUUCAUUCAGUUGGUUAGCCAUGACUCCCAUGUUCACAGGCUAGUGCUAUCAGUUAUAUAGGGCCAGGCUUUCUACAGCCCAUUACUCUGUCCCAGCAAGACUGUGACACUACCUAAGCCUGGUGCUAUUUCACUGUGCCUACAGCUAUAGAUAUUGACUGUGUGUUAUAGUCUAACAGGAGAGGUCAUCCCUACAGGGGCAGUUGUUUGCUAUGGUGUGGUUGGCUUAAGCUUGCAGGUGACAGUUGCUGGCAUUUUUGGUGGGAAGCAAUGUGGUUGCAUCAUUCCACAAGAGAAGAGAUGUGCACCUACUCUUGGUGCUAAUGUUAAGGGUAGCUUAGGCUUGAUUUGUUCACAUUUUAAUGGCAGUCCUAAUGUGUAGCCUUUGGACUGUCUUUGCCCCCAGUGUGGUGACUAGGUCAGGCAGCAGCAUAGUGACAUCAGUAUUAAAGAAUUCACUUUAGUUUUCCAACCCCAGAAUGAUCUGCUGGGAACACACAGGCUGCAGCAGCCAGGCUCGUGGGGUAAUAAACUUCCACGGGUGGAGUUAAUCCUUGUUCUUUCACCUGCCUGUUGCUCAUUUCAGUCUUUUAACCAUGGAGACUUAGCCAGGGCUCUGUCCCUCUUCAGUUCCUUAUUCUGGUGAGGAGUGGGGGGUUCAUCUGUCACUGAACCUAGAUUAAUCUGAUAAGUACUUCCUCAGGACUUAGUCAGAAUUACACAGUAUCAAACUCCACUCCAGUGGAAUAAUUCCCUCUUUGUUUGGCUUUAAAGAAAACCCCCUAAUUUGAUGUAAUAUUUUAGGCAAUUCCUGUGUUGAGAGGGGAGCACAGUGUUUGUUGUACAAUGAACCUGAGCUCUUCAUUAACUGGAUUCAUUCUGGAGCCCCAAGGGUUAAAUAGGCGCUGCAGGGGUGGGGAAGGAAAGCUGCAGCAAGACCUGAACCCAAGGAGGAGCCACCUGUAGGCAUAUAACCUGUAUAUGAACCAGUUAUGAGUGAGACUUUUCUUCCCACACACCUGGCUGUGCUGGUUUGACUUGUGCACCACAUGCUGCUCUACCCAGAGCUAUAAAUCCAUUUAGCAGGGUGGCACGGGUGGGGCAGCAGUGACAAAGAACCUUGCAGCAUGGUAUGUCAACAGCUAGGGUAUAUUCAUGGACUGGAAUGUUGUAACAAAGAGGAAUAAAUAAAGAGUCACUGCAGAAGACA
Messenger RNA from Mauremys reevesii (Reeves's turtle), 4737 nucleotides. It is a transcript of the gene MPI, whose product is annotated as mannose phosphate isomerase. Lineage: Eukaryota; Metazoa; Chordata; Testudines; Geoemydidae. The transcript is spliced from 8 exons. The coding region runs from base 33 to 1526 and encodes 497 amino acids. The record is from RefSeq and is a predicted model, not a curated record. Gene Ontology annotation, biological process: carbohydrate metabolic process; GDP-mannose biosynthetic process. Gene Ontology annotation, molecular function: mannose-6-phosphate isomerase activity; zinc ion binding. Gene Ontology annotation, cellular component: cytosol.